AUGAAUAGCAGAGACGAUAUUCCGAGCGGUGAAACUACUACCAAGAAACAACUACGAAUGAUUUCAGUAGCGUUUAAGGAUGCCUCUUUAGACUCUCCAUCAUUCAGAGCAUCUGUCAAUUUCUUUCAAACAAGAGUGGAAUUAUUUGAAGAUUGGUUACAGAAGACUACAGAUUUCUAUGACCAUAAAUAUAAAGCAUCUUUUGAAGAUUUCCAAAGAGCCAAAGAAACUGUAUUAUCACAAUUAUUACCGUCCCCUACCAUGCUAAGUAACGGUUCCGUAAGUAACCAAACAUUUACUCCUACAAUAAUAGAUGGAUUUAUCAAAGAUUAUACAGAAGUUUCCAACAGAUUAUUACGAUUCAUACUAAAUGAAGAUAUAGGGCAUUCUACAUACCUUACUGAAUUACUUUCCAAUGCCAUUGAACCAUAUAGAAACACAAGAACAAACUUUGAAUAUUAUCAAACAAAAUAUGAUACAUUACUAGCAGCAUAUCAAUCAAUUAAAGUUUCCAAUGCAAACGUGGAUCCAAAUUCAAUUAAAAAUGACGUCAUGCAAUUGUUUGAAUUACACAAGAGUUACCUUGCUGCAUCAUUAGACUUAAUCAGUGCCAUUUCAGUAUUACAGUUAAGUUUCGAUAAGUUUCUAUUAGAUGCUACCACCAGUUUGAAAGAAAACACCAUGUUCUCAUUCAAAGAAUCAGGUCAAAGUCUUGAUUUGGCACCUUCUAUGAAUGAAUAUUUAAAUGAUUAUUCCAUAUGGGUUAGUAAUUCCAUUGAAGGCGCUAAAGCUUUAGAAUUUGAUAUUCAAAACGCAAGGAAACAAAUAUUCAACUAUACUAUUAAGAGAAUUACUCCAUCUGAUAAUAUUGACGAUUAUAAUAUUAGAAGUAUUAGAUCUUCAGAUUUGAUUAAUAUACGAACGUUAAAAUUGCCUCAAACAUCACCUGAAAAAUCUGGUUGGUUGUUCAUGAAAACAAUGGUGGGGAAACCAAGUAGAACAGUAUGGGUUAGACGAUGGUGUUUCUUAACUAAUUCCAUAUUUGGAUUAUUUUUAUUAUCUCCAUCGAAAACUUACGUGGAGGAAACUGAUAAAUUCGGUGUCUUAUUGACUAAUGUAAGAUAUGAUCCUGAUGAAGAUAGGAAGUUUUGUUUUGAAGUUAGGAUCUUGGGGAAUAAAGCUACUGAGGGACCCAAUAUUCCUAAGGAUAUAUCUUUAGUCUUCCAAGCGGAAAGUUUAAUCGAAUUAAAAUCUUGGUUAGUUGCAUUUGAAUCUUCGAAAAAAUACGCAUUCUCAUUGAAUCCAAAUUAUUUUCAACAUGAAAUUGCAUUUAAAAGAUUUUCACCAAAAUAUUUUGAAUUCGCAUCAAGUACAACAACAACUAUUGAUCAAUUAAUUACCACAUUUGAUCAUGAUACUAAAUCAUUAACUGAAUAUUUAGAUUAUUCAUUUUCAGAAUAUGAAGUCCUAUCGUUAACAAAUAUGAAAUUAUUUCAAUUUCAAAUGGUGAUGACGCCAAUUUGUACUAAGAUGACACAAUUAGCAAUUCUUUCCAAUUUCUUCACAAAGGGUAGUUGGUUCCCCACAGCAAUUCUUGCCAAUAUUUGGGGGACCACCAAUUGGAGCGAUUAUUCAUUAUUAACAGGGUUGCUUUCUCCUAAUUUGACAAAUCAUGUUGAUAAAUCAUCGAAAACGAAACCAUUGAUCUUAACUAAAUCACAUAAAUUAUUAUCUACAAUGAAUUCACUUACUUAUCCCUCUUAUUAUCCAAAUGAUUUGAAAAUAACAGAUCUUCAAUUUAAAAAUUUAUUUUACUUAAUUGAUCAAAGAUUAAUUAAUCAUGAAAAUGAAUUUGUACUUUACAAGUUUGAUACAUUUUGGUGCCCAAAUAAGAAACAAAAAUUUUCAUCGACAUGUUUCGUCACCAUUGAUAACUUGUAUUAUUAUAUGAAUUCAAUGGGAUUUAUUUGUUUAAAUAGGUUAAGUAUUGAUGAUAUUGUUUCCGUCGAAGUUGAUAAAUCUACUAAAGAUAAUUUGAAAAUGUAUGAUGUUAAUGGAUUAGAACUAAAAUCAAGAAUAUUAUUCACCGAUCGUAGAAUCAUUGUAACUAAAUUCCAAUAUCUUUUAGAAAAUAGAGUAUCCAAGACUAAACAAAGUUUGGAAACUAUUUUGAAGAAGUUUGCCUCUAUUGAUAAAGAAUUUCAAGAAAAGAAACAAAUGGAGAAAAUUGCGUUAGAAAGAGGUAAAUUCAGCGUUAAAUCUUCAAUCACUGGAGCUAUCGCUGAUACUACUACUACUAAUACUACUACUACAAAUAAUAAUAAUGGCGUUGCUGUGCUUGAGCCAUUCAAUAAAAACAAACUUGAAUUACAAACUAGUUUUUGGAAUAUUGAUACAUCUACCUCAGACUUAAUCAAAAGAAUUAAGCAAAUAGAAACAGAAUAUUCUAUUACUUAUAAACAUGAAUAUGCAAUCCCAUCCAAAGGUUUAUUACAUAUUUUAUUUGGUGAUAGAUCUGAAGCAUUUCCUCGUUGUUUAUUUUUAGCACAUAAGACGAGUAAUAAAAAUGUUAAUUGGAAUUGGAAAGAGGAAAAAGUUACUGAAGAUACUACACAACUGGUUCGUUCCAUUCAAUUUGAAGUUAACAAAACAAGCAGUUUCAUAAGGAACAGGACUCAUACACGUCGUCCAGAAAUAGAAUUAUUAACUUUGAAGCAAAGAGUUAUUAAGAUGAUUGAUAAUAAAUAUUAUGAAAUUGAUAAUGAUCCAUUAUAUGUUAAAGUACCAUUUUGUCAUGUUUUAAAGAUUAGUGCCAAAUAUAUUAUUACGAACAAUGCUGAUGCUGAUGAAAAAUCUAAAGGGAUGGAAUUCACUAAGGGGUCAUUAUUACAUUUAUUUUAUAAGAUUGAAUUUAUUAAUUCUACUACAGGUGAACCAAUUGUUAAAGUCAAUCCGUUUGAAAAAUUACAAAUUAGUUUCGCUUUAAGAUUCCUUAAUAGUGAGUAUCUUUCAAUUAGGAAAGUGAUUAGGUAUUACUUAGAAAGAAUUGGGAGACAUGGUAAAGUUCUUAAAUCCAUUAGAAUUUGUGGGUUAAUUGGUGUUUCCAAAGGAAAUGAAGAAGAUUCGAAAGCUAACAAUGACCCUUCUACCACUAUCGCUUCAACAAGGAAAACGAAAGGUUAUGAUGUUAUAUAUCCAUUCUCGACAAUAUUAAACAUUUUUAUAAUGUUUUCUAUUUAUCGUAUUACCAAUGUUGUAUUUGUAUUUGGAAGAUUAGCCAUUACCAUAGUACUCAAUAUUGGUAAUACGAUCAAAAAUUUGAAUAGAACCUUAGUGUUUGGAUUACUAGUAUCAGUAUUGUAUAAUAUGUUCCUUUCUGGUAAGACAGUGAAGACAUAUUGGUCAGUGAAGAGGGUUGAAGAUUCAUUUGAGAAAUUUAUGGAAGGUGCACAAAAGGGUACGAUGCAAAGGGCGAUCUCAAUAAAGGAUCUCGAUCUAUUAACGAAUAAUUUAGUAUCAGAAAAUGAUAAUUAUGCAUUUCAAAAAUACAAUGAAAGAAGUCUAGAGAAGGAUUCACAAUAUAGACAAACUAGACAAGAAAUUGCCAUUAGAAGGAAUGAAUUGUUAGUUGAGUUAAGGAUUUUGCAAAAUAUGGAAAGGGAAGUUGUACAAGGAGAUUACAGAAAGUUUUUAAUACAAGAGAUUGAUAAUUGUCGUGUUGUUAAGAGUGAAAUGGAGGAUGUUUGGAGUAAGGACACUAAAUUACAAGGAUAUUGCAAAAGUUGCAGCAACGAACUGGAAAGACUAAGUACUUUAUUAUUAUAA
Molecule: messenger RNA, 3825 nt
Organism: Naumovozyma dairenensis CBS 421
Lineage: Eukaryota; Fungi; Ascomycota; Saccharomycetes; Saccharomycetales; Saccharomycetaceae
Gene: SIP3
Product: Sip3p
Exons: 1
Coding region: 1-3825 (1274 amino acids)
Cellular component (GO): endoplasmic reticulum; cytoplasm; plasma membrane
Molecular function (GO): protein binding
Source: RefSeq, a predicted model, not a curated record